This is a messenger RNA of Saccostrea echinata, 1429 nucleotides long. RefSeq names its product sulfotransferase 1E1-like. Gene Ontology annotation, molecular function: sulfotransferase activity. The coding region runs from base 21 to 1235 and encodes 404 amino acids. The transcript is spliced from 6 exons. Gene Ontology annotation, biological process: sulfation. Gene Ontology annotation, cellular component: cytoplasm. The record is from RefSeq and is a predicted model, not a curated record. NCBI's taxonomy places the organism in Eukaryota, Metazoa, Mollusca, Bivalvia, Ostreida, Ostreidae.
UUUGUUGACAUUGACGCAUAAUGAAUCCACGUGCAUUUGUUUAUUUGAGAAAACCUCUUCUCACAGGUUCAUGUCUGGGUAGGACGCAAGGAUUUGGAUGCAGAUGGUUUAUUAGUCGUGUUAAACAUAAACAGGUGCGAUAUUUUCAUCGCAAUGACGUGUGUUGUCAAAAGAAAGGGUCAGGAAACCAGGCGAACGAUUACGUGUUUCCAUUCAAAAACGAAACGAGAAGAAAAGGCUUAUUGAUUUCAACGUAUGGUUCUAUUGCGUUUGGAAUUUGUAUCCUAGGAGUUAUUUUUUAUAGUAAAGUCAUUAAAACUGGCCUAAGGCGACGUGAUGGUUUUAUUGACAUCACAGAUGAAAACUGCAGUAAAUCUAACAUGGUUUUAUUCAAUGAUACAGUUUUACCAAACUUUGUGGAAAAGAAAAUGAAAGGCAUUUCAAAAUUUAAAGUUCGAGAGAGCGACGUAUGGGUUGUAGGUUUUCCAAGGUCAGGUAUGACAUGGGUGCAGGAAAUCAUAUACCUGGUGCAGACUUUGGAUUUUGAAGGAAGUCGUCAAAUUGAUAGUCAUGAGAGAAUACCGUACCUAGAAUUCCCAACCCCUUCUCUACAAGAGCUUUCUGAAAGGCCCUCCCCCAGGAUCUUAAAAACACACCUCCCUCUCAAAUUGUUACCAGAGGAAAUACAUUCAAAACAACCAAAGAUUGUUUAUGUUGCAAGAAACCCCAAGGAUGUGGUGGUCUCCUACUUUUAUCUAGUGACAUCAUUACAUGCCUUAACCAGAUACCGUGGGAAGCUAGCAGAUUUCGUGGACUCAUUUCUUAAAGAUAGAGUUCCUUACAGUCCUUGGUCUAGACAUGUACUGGAGUUCUGGGAAAUAAAAGAUCAACCCAAUGUUCUUUUCCUGACAUAUGAAGACAUGAAGAUGGAUUUGGAGCAGAGCAUCAAGAAGGUAGCCCAGUUCCUACAGCGAGACCUAUCAAGGGAGGAUAUACAAAGGAUUGCCAAACACUGCAGCUUUGAUGAAAUGAAGAAGAACCCUGCUGUUAACCAUCAAUGGCUUACUGAUUUAAAAUUCAGAAAUCCGACCGGUGCAGAGUUCCUCAGAGAAGGAAGAAUUGGUGACUGGCAGAACUAUUUGUCAAAAGAACAGGACGAGAGAUUGAAUGUGAAAAUAGCCCUCAAACUUCGACAGACUGGGCUGUUCUUCCAGUACACUGACCCGGACCCAUGACAGCUGUAGACUUGUAUAGGAUCUAUGAAUCUUGAGUUACAUAUGAUUAUGGUUUAGAGUACCAUUUAUUAGUGGAAAUACAUGUAGGAAAAAAGUCACAGAGAGAGUAGGAAAUGUAAAGCUUUUUAUUAGACAAAACGUGUUUUUUUUUCUUAUAUGUACAUUUAUUUGUGACAAACAAAUCUGCUGUCGUU